Messenger RNA from Menidia menidia (Atlantic silverside), 3656 nucleotides. The record is from the annotation of a GenBank genome assembly. Lineage: Eukaryota; Metazoa; Chordata; Actinopteri; Atheriniformes; Atherinopsidae.
CCCCGCUUCCCAUAAUGCACCGCUGUCGUCAAAAUAACAUUUCGCCAUUUCAGGUUAGGGGGAGCUACUGUAACUCGCCAAAGAAUUAGGUCAGCAGAGCGGAGGUGGAAGUGUCUGUAUCGAAAACGUUUCUACUUCGUUUUUCUAUCUUCAGACGGUUUGGUGGUUGUGUUCCGAUGCGUGUGGUCUGGCUGGUGCGAAUGCGUUUUUGCUGCGUAGGUCCGGGUUGAAGUGUAAAGUCGCUGUUCGGAUUUUCCUGCUAACGGCUAGCUGGGUCGCCGUGUGUGUAAACAACGAGAAUGAAGCGGACAAACGGAGCAGAGGAAGGCAGCAAAGGCUGCUCCAGUGAAAGUCCCCCCGAGGCUUGCAAGAAGGUGAGGAAGCAAAUGAGCGAGGAGCCAGGUCCGGCGGCGGCCGGCGACUCACCGGACUGCGACUGGUCAGCGCUGCCCCAGGAGCUCCUGCUGCACAUCUUCCAGUACCUCCCGCUGCUGGACCGGGCUUACGCCUCGCAGGUGUGCCGCGGCUGGAACGACGCUUUCCACAUGCCGGAGCUGUGGCGGUGCUUUGAGUUCGAGCUCAAUCAGCCGGCCAGCUCCUACUUGAAAGCCACGCAUCCCGACCUCAUCAAGCAGAUUAUAAAAAGGCACUCCAACCACCUGCAGUAUGUCAGCUUUAAGGUGGACAGCAGCACGGAGUCAGCAGAAGCAGCAUGUGACAUUCUGUCACAGUUGGUGAAUUGCUCGCUGAAGACCUUGGGGCUCAUCUCCACAGCCAGGCCAAGUUUUAUGGAGGUUCCGAAGUCUCACUUCAUCUCGGCUCUGACGGUGGUGUUCGUCAACUCAAAAUCGCUUUCCUCGCUGAAGAUCGACGACACGCCGGUUGACGAUCCGUCCCUGAAGGUGCUGGUGGCCAACAACAGCGACACCCUGAAGCUGCUGAAGAUGAGCAGCUGCCCCCACGUCUCCCCCGCAGGGAUCCUGUGCGUGGCGGACCAGUGCCACGGGCUGAGGGAGCUGGCGCUGAACUACCACCUGCUCAGCGACGAGCUCCUGCUGGCGCUGUCCUCGGAGAAGCACGUCCACCUGGAGCACCUGCGCAUCGACGUGGUGAGCGAGAACCCGGGCCAGCACUUCCACGCCAUCAAGAAGAGCAGCUGGGACGCCAUGGUGCGCCACUCGCCCAAGUUCAACCUGGUCAUGUACUUCUUCCUCUACGAGGACGAGUUCGGCCCCUUCUUCAACGAGGAGAUCCCCGUCACGCACCUCUACUUCGGCCGCUCGGUCAGCAAGGAGGUGCUGGGCCGCGUGGGCCUGCACUGCCCCCGGCUGGUGGAGCUGGUGGUGUGCGCCAACGGCCUGCGCCCGCUGGACGAGGAGCUGAUCCGCAUCGCCAAGCACUGCACCCAGCUGUCGGCCAUCGGCCUGGGCGAGUGCGAGGUGUCCUGCAGCGCCUUCGUGGAGUUCGUGAAGAUGUGCGGCCGGCGGCUCUCGCAGCUCUCCAUCAUGGAGGAGGUGCUCAUCCCGGACCACAAGUACUCCCUGGACGAAAUCCACUGGGAGGUGUCCAAGCACCUGGGCAGAGUCUGGUUCCCGGACAUGAUGCCCACCUGGUAGAGGCCGGCCAGGGGCCGCAGGGCGGGCAGCCCCCCCCCCAGGUCUGCGCUGCCAGGGAUUCCCGUCCAACACGCUCAUCUGCGGGGAAAUAAAGCUCUGAGCUCCCGUGGGAAGCGAGGGGCGGGGAUACGACGCCUUCACACAGAACCUCCACAGUCUCUGCUCCAUCUCAUCUUCAGUCAAAGGGUCCGCGAGCCCCCGCCUCCCCACAUCUGAGCGUUUGGGAAUAAGCCGGCUUUUUCCAGCAGCUGUGUCUGCACCGUCUCAGCUUUUAUUGGGUUUUGAUUUGACUCCUCUCUCGGUAGACAGCGGGGGGAAUUAGCCGGGUGCCCAGUGGCACCUUGCUCCGCCGCCACUCGGCCUGCUUUCCACGCUCCGAGGUGGGAGAUCCGCGUUCUGUGACACCAUCUGGCCGUCUGGCUGUGGAGGAGCGGCAGGGACCCACACCUGCAUUUACAACCACAGGGCCGCAGAUAAACUGGGAGAGAAGCAGAGAUUUGUAUAUAGGUCUCUAAAUCUGUGAUGUGAAGGUAGAUGGUGUCAUUCAGAUCCCUCCCCCCGCAUCACACAUUCUGUAUAUUCGCUUUUUUUUGUAUUGAUAAAAGGUUUAUGUACAGUUAAAGAUGUCCUACGCACCUUACAUUUAAACCAAAUGAUAGUCAGAACAAACCCAGUCCUAACCGCCAAGACUCGUGAUCUUUUCUGUUUUGUUUUUUUGUUGCUUUUUUUGUUUUUGUACUGGGUCCUUGUGGAAUUGCACAUGAAGAAAUGUGUAUUGAAGUAAUAAAUCUGUUAUAAGUAAGAAGAAAACAAUCAAUUAUUGUAUGUAAAUAGUGCAGAGUGAGUUGGGGGGUGCACGCUAAUUGUGCGUCCACACCGGGGACAUAGAACUCAUCCUUUUGUCUCUCAGGUGUUUUGAGUAAAUCUAGUUCCGAUUUGCGUUUCAUUUGCGUCUUCUGUUAUUUGCCCGCUGAAGCUCUUAAAGAAGCUCCCCCCACACCCGCUCUUGCAUUUCAGUCAGACGAGUGGAACUUACUGUUUUGUUUUGUUUUUCCUUAAGAAGGAAGUCAAAUGCAUCUGUAUAUAAAAAAAAAGAAAACGCUGUGUGUUUGGAUCAUUAUGAGUAGAAAUGUACUUAUUUCUUUAUUUCCCCCUCUGUCGGGGGUCCAUGUCUGUUUUAACCAACGGUCUGUUCUAAAAACCAGAGUGGGACUUCGUUUUUCUUUUAGCCGGCGGAGACGUUCGGCUGAUUAACUUAUUGAUGCGGUAAUUACUUUUGGGAUGAAUUUAUGCUUUUUAAUUAAAUAAAGAAUUGUGGCUUUGUUGCACACAGGUGGCCCAAAGAGCCUCCCACAGAUUUUUGAACUUUUUUGAAAAGAGGCCGAUACUAGUUUUUUUUUAUUUUGUUUGAGAAUGUCUUCAGAGGACAAACUUCAGGGUAACGCUAUGUAUUUUUUUGUAUUAGUUGGUUUGAUUGUAAGAAAUAAUUCUAUUUUCUCCUAAUUUGAUUUCAAGUUGAUCUGAAACUAAGACAUUUCAUGAGAUGUUCAGUGAAUCUGUUCAUGUUGUCAAAAUCGUAAAAGAUCAAAUAUGUUCAUGUUGAUAGUACAGUAACAUAUCGCCCUGAUUUUUUUUCUCUGAAUUUGCACGGUGGCUCCAAAAUGAAUUCGCUGUAGUUAUUUUCACAGAUAAAUCGAUGUUUGAUUUUUUUUCCGCCUCAAUUUAUUUUUUUCUGUAUUAUUUUUUUUUGUACAGCCACACGGCUCCACUUCAUAAAAUGCACGUCAGAAGGGAAGAUCGCUCACCUUCCCUUUUUUAGAAAUAUGCUUGUCAGUAAUUGUUUUAAUCUCCUACUGUUUAGAGGGUUUUUUUGUGGGUUAUCUGGUGCUGAUGAUGCUGUCCUUUUCUUUAGUGUAGCCUCUGUAUGACCAGGAAAAAAAGAAAAAGAUAAGAAGCUUCAUCCAUUCUGCUUUGUCUUUAAAUUAAGUGAUUGUUUUUGGACAUUUGAUCUUAUACUAAAAUUAAAAAAUUGUGAAUGUA